Messenger RNA from Toxotes jaculatrix (banded archerfish), 1924 nucleotides. Its product is annotated as 5-hydroxytryptamine receptor 4. Lineage: Eukaryota; Metazoa; Chordata; Actinopteri; Toxotidae. The record is from RefSeq and is a predicted model, not a curated record. Gene Ontology annotation, molecular function: G protein-coupled serotonin receptor activity. The coding region runs from base 60 to 1379 and encodes 439 amino acids. The transcript has 6 exons. Gene Ontology annotation, cellular component: plasma membrane. Gene Ontology annotation, biological process: adenylate cyclase-activating adrenergic receptor signaling pathway; regulation of appetite; chemical synaptic transmission.
GGCCAGAGCAUGGGGUGAUGAGGACUCUCCUCUGCUGACCUCAGUGCAGAUGACCAGUGAUGGCCACAGCAUCACCUCAACAUUCGUUCGAUGACGUAAUAAAUCCAGGAGAACAACAACAGGAACAACAGCAGCAGCAGCAGCAAGAAUUCCUGAACUCACUGGAGACGAUUGUUCUCACAAUCUUCCUCUCCAUCAUUAUUAUCAUGACAGUGUUUGGCAACCUGCUGGUCAUGGUGGCGCUCUGCAAGGACAGACAUCUACGGAAGAAAAAGACCAACUACUUCAUUGUGUCACUGGCGUUUGCCGACUUACUGGUUGCGCUGGUUGUGAUGCCCUUUGCAGCGAUUGAGUUGACCACUGGCCAGUGGCGGUACGGAGAGAUCUUCUGCCUCGUCCGAACAUCUCUAGAUGUCCUGUUAACUACAGCAUCCAUCUUGCACCUCUGCUGCAUCGCACUGGACAGGUAUUAUGCUAUCUGCUGUCAGCCACUGGUCUACAGACACAAGAUGACCCCGGUGAGAGUGGCAGUGAUGCUCAGCGGCUGCUGGCUCAUCCCCACAUUCAUCUCCUUCUUACCCAUCAUGCAAAGCUGGAAUGCCAUCGGUAUCGAGGACAUUAUUGAGGAGAGGCGAGCUUUAACAGGAGGCUCCAAUGACACAAGCUGUGUGUUUCUGGUCAACCAGCCGUAUGCCCUGAUCUGUUCUGCUGUGGCUUUCUACGUCCCCUUGGCCCUCAUGGUCCUGGCCUACCAGCGUAUCUACGUCACUGCCAUGACCCAUGUACGACAGAUUGAGACACUGCAGCGCGCAGGCUCUGCUCCCGUUACCGGGACUGCUCCGGUCAUCACUGUCAGGUCCUCCACUUCCUCAGAUCCCACAGAGCACUACCGUCUUAGGACAACAAUGGGUUCCUCCUCUUCAGAGCAGGCUCCUAUAGCGAACAGCCGCAUGCGAGUUGAGACUAAGGCUGCAAAGACGCUGGCAGUAAUAAUGGGUUGUUUCUGCCUAUGCUGGGCGCCGUUCUUCAUCACCAACGUGGUGGACCCCUUCAUUCAUUACUCAGUGCCCUGGCAGCUGUGGACAGCCUGGCUGUGGCUUGGGUACAUUAACUCAGGGUUGAACCCGUUCUUGUACGCCUUUCUGAACCGGGCGUUUCGGAGGGCGUUUCUGGUGAUCCUCUGCUGCGGGGAUGAGCGGUAUGCACGGCAGGGGAGCUGCUCCUAUAGACAAACCCACAGAGCGUGCUCUGCCGCGUCGGUCAACGGCACGUCUAUGGCACUAAGAUUGUCUUUCUUGCCCAACCGGAGCUACAGCGACAACGGGCGGACGAUAUUGGCCAACGAGCAGGAGUCCCAGGACUCUCUUGGACCACUAUGAGGAACACUUUACCGAGACCAAGCUGUGACCAAGGUCAGCUGAUGUCGCUGACCUUGGAGAUCUUGGCCUCUGUAAUCUCAACAGUCUGCUGUGAUCUAGCCUGACUGGUCUACUUAAGAGGAUGUUGUCCUACCUGGACAUUCACUCUGUGAUACAGCAUCGUCAUGUUAUGUGACUUUAUAUGUGAGCUGAUGCUGUCCAGGUUAGUGGCACUACUGCUGGUCAACAAAAAUCUGACUCUUUCAGACGCAUAUAGGUGCAGAAGUACUGACUACAGAUUACUUGUGGCCGUGGACUUAAAAACACUGCCAGUGUGUUUCCAGGUCUGCUCUCAUCUGAGAAAGAACUGUUCUUCUCAUCUGAGAAAGAACUGUUCUUCUCAGUCCAACAUCUGGAUCAUAGAAUGUAAAGAUCAAGUCAGGCAUCCAGAAACUAGAGCGAACUACAAGCCAAUCUCUGACUAACAAGAUGGUGGAAGCAAGAGCUCUUUUGUGUGUUUUAACCUCUGAUUUAAAACAGUUUUUGGUGCUGUGUCACAAAGGAAA